AUGAGAGUCUCACCGCGCAAACGGCCGCCGACUCCACCACGACCUCGCCGACCUCUCCCUCUGCCUCUGCCGGCGGCGAGUGGUUCUUCGUCGGAGGACAUCUCGGGCGGCGGCGAUUCAGUCAAAGGCGGUGGCGCUUCUGUCAAAGGCGGCGGCGCCGAGGUCUGGGACGGCGGCGCUCGUGUCUGCGGCGGGGGCGCUGAGGUCUGGGGCGGCGGCGCCGAGGUCUGGGACGGCGGCGCUCGUGUCUGCGGCGGCGGCGCUGAGGUCUGGGGCGGCGGCGCCGAGGUCUGGGCGGCGACGCCGAGGUCUGGGGCGGCGGGAGGCAGUGGGUCUCUGGUUCGCAGGGUUGGGGGCAGGAAGAAGAAAGGAGGAGGAGGAUGUGUGUGGUGUGGGAGGGGAUAA
Molecule: messenger RNA, 405 nt
Organism: Linum trigynum
Lineage: Eukaryota; Viridiplantae; Streptophyta; Magnoliopsida; Malpighiales; Linaceae
Source: the annotation of a GenBank genome assembly